CAGUGAACGCAUGGCAGGGGAAAAAAUAUAUAAUUUGCCCCUGGAAUGAAUGGGAGUUGCCCCCUAUCUGAUUCCCAAAGCUGGGCGAUAAACGGGUGAAGGAGCGCAUGCAGAACAAAUGAACAGCGCUUCCUUUCAAUGGGAGCAGAAGUGUUAAGACGCAGCAGUGACACCCUCCUGGAAAGAGCAGCAGUCGUAUGCACCCACAGAAAGCACAAAAUAACUAUUGUGGGGGGCAAAUGAUCGAUAUUACAACUGUUACCACGGAAUACAUUCAAAAGAAACAGAUGCGAUUUUUCCCCCCACAUACGGUGCAGCUGGUCCGGCUCCGCUGGGGUGCCGUUAGGAUUGCUGUCGCUUGUGACUCGUUUCACUUUAACCACUGUCACUAGUUCUUUUUAAACACUUCGGAAUCCUGCACGGCUGUGGGAAGGAAUAUCGCUGCUGCGCAACCCGGGAAUGCCAUGUGUCGGGAAGCGGCAUAGAGGCGCAUUGUGGUGCCUUUUCCACCGGGGACAGGUGGUGCUGUGCGCGCCGGCGGGGGGGAGAGAGGGCUGAGGACAUACAACCCCAGAGACAGUUGUCUUAAGGAUGUCACCCCGGCAUACGGGGAUCUGUUCGGGAAAGAGACAGGUGCGAUAGUGACGAGGAGUAGUUUACAAAAGGCACGAGUGGUCGAGGCGACUGUGGAAUUGGGAUUGACGAGGACCCGAAAAAAAAACCCCGUCUUUGAAUCGGCGUGCUGGAUUCUAGCAUAGGGGACGCAAGGAGAUAAGAGCAGCCGAAAGCCGGGCGCACCUUUUCCGAGGCAGUCAGUGUGCCAGUGUCCUGCUGCCAUGACAACCAUGGCCCCUCCCUUCAUGUUUCUCUUUGUACUCAUCCGAUUGGCUAGCGGCACUUUUCCUGAGGAACCGGGACCUCUGCACUCCAUUCCCACAGAGGUGGUCAGGCCUUACCCUGUGUUUCUGGGCAGAGCGCAUCGUUCAUCACAGAGACAGGAGUCACUGCACAUACACAGAGUCCUCAAAGUCAACCGGACCCUGUACGUCGGAGCGAGAGAUGAUCUUUAUCGAGUGGAACUGGACAAUGUGGCUGGAGAUGAGAUGUUCUACAGCAAGAAGAGGACUUGGGAGUCCAACAAGAAUGACAUCAGAAUCUGCAGGAUGAAGGGGAAGCAUGAGGACGAGUGUCGGAACUUCGUGAAGGUGCUGCUGAGCCGGCAAGGCGGCCUCUUCGUCUGCGGGACGAACGCUUUCAACCCCCUGUGCGCUAAUUACACCGGGGACACCUUGGAGAUGGUGGGGGAGACGAUCAGCGGGAUGGCACGAUGUCCCUACGACCCAAAGCACGCCAAUGUGGCUCUUUUUGCUGAUGGAAGCCUGUUCACAGCCACGGUGACGGACUUCCUGGCCAUCGACGCGGUGAUAUAUCGCAGCCUCGGGGAAAGCCCAGCCCUGCGCACAGUCAAACACGACUCCAAGUGGUUCCGGGAGCCCUACUUCGUCAGCGCAGUGGACUGGGGGUCACACAUCUACUUCUUCUUCAGAGAAAUGGCCAUGGAAUAUAACUACCUGGAGAAGGUCAUGGUGUCUCGAGUGGCCCGAGUGUGCAAGGGGGACCUGGGCGGUUCCCAGCGGGUCCUGGAGAAGCAGUGGACCUCCUUCCUAAAGGCACGCCUCAACUGCUCCAUCCCAGGGGACUCGCACUUCUACUUCAACCUGCUGCACUCCACCAGCCCCGUGCUGCGCAUGCAGGGGCGGGAUGUCAUCCUGGCUGUCUUCUCCACUCCGGCCAACAGUAUCCCCGGUUCGGCAGUCUGCGCCUUCGACAUGCAGCAGAUGGCAAGAGUGUUCGAGGGGAGGUUCAAGGAACAGAAGUCCCCCGAGUCCAUCUGGACUCCGGUUCCGGAUGAGCUUGUCCCUAAACCCAGGCCGGGCGGCUGCGCCGUGCAGGGCUCCAGGUUCAACUCCUCCAACUCCUUCCCUGAUGAGAUGCUGAAUUUUGUCAAGACUCAUCCUCUGAUGGAUGAAGCUGUUCCUUCACUGGGCCAGAGGCCUUGGAUAGUGAGGACCAUGGUCAGGUACCAACUGACCAAGAUGGCGGUGGACACGGAGGCCGGGCCUCACAGGAACCGCACCGUCCUCUUCCUGGGCUCUAACAAAGGCACCGUCCUCAAAUUCCUGGUUGUUCCCAGCCGAGACAAUGCAGCGAGCACCAGCAAUAUCUUUCUGGAGGAGCUGGAGGGGUACAACCCCGAAAAGUGCGGCGAUGGCAGCCCACAGGCCCGCCACAUGCUCUCGCUCACCCUGGACCGGCCCAGCCACUCGCUGCUGCUGGCUUUCCCGUCCUGUGUGGUGCGCGUCGCAGUGGCUCGCUGCCAGCUCUACUCCCGUUGCAUGAAGAACUGCAUCGCCUCACGAGACCCCUAUUGUGGCUGGACUCGAGGCAGCACCUGCUCCUUCCUUAGACCUGGGACAAGACUGCCGUUCGAGCAAGAUGUCGAACAUGGGAACACGUCCCACCUGGGGGACUGUGACGGCCUUCUGCAGGAGAGCUUUGUGGAAGAGCCCGAAGGCCUGGUUUCCAUCAACUUGCUUGUCAUCUCUGCAGUGUCGGCGUUCGCCAUUGGGGCGGCGCUGUCGGGCCUAGUGGUGUGCUGGAUCAUGAGCCAUAAGCGCAGGCCCCGCGCUCGAGGUGGAACGGCCGGUUCUGGGGGACGUCGCAAAGCAGACAAGGAGCAGGGCAUGCUGGGACAGGGCGGCAGCGGCUCUGUCAUGAGCGUGACGCGGACCGGGGCAGUCGAGAGGCCCGGUGCGCAGGCCGAGACUUUGUUCGUGAUGCCCAACGGCUGGACCCAAGCUGGGGACAUGGAUCCUGGCCUGCUGCCUACUCCAGAGCAGACCCCCCUGCAGCAGAAACGCCCCACACCGAGCUUGCGGCACUCUGAUUCGGGGUGGGAGCAGAGCCAGACUUUCCUCAAUGCAGCCGGCACCCCCUGCCCGCCUGGCUCCUCCGUGAUCUACCUUAGCACCAAGAUGCUGCAGGGUGGAGGAGGCAGACACGAAGACCCGGGGGAGCCCCCCCAGGGUGCCGAGCGCCAGCAUUACCUCUCGCUGGCUGCACAUCGCGAGCAGGUUGGCCGCUCCGGUGCACCCCUGCGCAAUUCCACGGGUGAGUACUACCCGGCUACGCCCCAGGACUCCCCCGACCGCCGGAGGGUGGUCUCAGCCCCAAACACUCAAAUGGACUUUGGGGAAUCCCUGCGCUGGGCCCCGGAGGGCCUCAACUUUAAUAGCAACAACGGGACUCCCUCAUCCAGCCACCAGCACCCGGGCCCCCGCCUCCCCUCUGGCCUGGUGCGCUCCAGCCUUCACACCCAGCGGGGGCUCAGCGACCUGGCCGACUUCAACCACCUCCUGAGCAAGAACGUGAGGGAGCGGACACCCACGGGCCAGUGAAGGGGUGGGCUCCACCCAGAGUGCCAGGAAACCCCCCCCCCCCCGACCGCCAUCUCCCCUAGCAACCAGAAGACUCCCCAGACUCCUCUCCCCCACCCCCACCCCACCAUGUUCUAUUCCCCCUCACUGUCAUUCAACAUUGUGACACAUAUUGGUGACUGACCCUCUGCAACUGUGAUUCCUGGGUCUGUGAGGUUCUGAGGCGGCUAGGGGGGAGGGGGGGGGGUCACAACUAGCGCCCAACAUGCCACAGGAGGGGGGUGCAAUCCGUGAAGAAUCGGAGAACUGCAUCUGUGACGAUUUAGCACCCUGCUCCAGUCGUGAAAGCUCUCACCGACGGCAGAACUUUUUUCAGGAUGUGAAGCUCGCUUGUGGGCAGCUGCUGUGCCAGCCGGCGCCUGCCCACCUCCCAUGCGGGUAUCAGGCUUACGGACGGGAAACGCCGGCAAGCGCAUGAUGGCCUGUCAUCUCGUGAAAACAUGGAGCUUUCUCAAAGGAAAAAAAGAAAAACGUGCCGUUAUUGGUUCAGCGCAAUAUUCCGUUUUGGAGGCAGCCAAUGGAAGUCGCCACACUCAUUACUGUGUCUUAUAAGUUCUGUACGCUUCUGACUACCAGCAGGGGGCAGGGCAGGCUGAUAUCAGUACCGGGGGCAGAGCAGCAGCAGUCAAUCCAGACAGAAUGAGGACUGAGGGACAGGUUGGGUGGUGGGAAGGAGAGUUGGGGUGUGGGAUGGGGGGGGUCAUAUCUGAGUGGGGUAGUGGGGUGGAAGAUCUCACACAGGACUUGCCUGACCUGCAAAACUCGCAAGACCUGCUGAGACUAAUCACUGAACUCAGAGAUCGCUCUGACAUCAGAGGUUCAAAUUGGGGGGGUGGGGGUUCUACUGGGAACCCCCUCCUGCUGCAUGCCAUGUAAGAAAUAGAGCCUCCUCUCAUCCCAGUGGGGGCUUUUCCUGGCGUGGGGGGUCUUGUCCGAGGGGGGUGACCACACUGUUACUUGAGGCACAUUCUCUGACACUGUGAUUGGAGGCCUGUUCCUGGGUUCAGCUCAGCCAUAGUGUAGGUGUCUCCUCCACACAACUCCGCACCCUCCCACACUGGAAUUGCGGUUAACUAGUUGGAGUGAUUCACAGCUGGGGGGUGGGUCUUCAGUAUUGCCAUUGAAGUGGCCAGAGAGUAGCCCCUGUGUGUGUGGUGGGGGGGGGGGAAUGGGGACAGUGCUGUAGAAAGGGUGGCUGGGCUGUUUUAGUAGAUAAUGGUUGGGUCACCCCCAUUUUGGAUGGCAGUAAAACAAGCAUUAACGUCACGGGAUGCUCUUAAGAAAGGGGGUAGCAGAGGCGGGGGGGGGGG
This is a messenger RNA of Brienomyrus brachyistius, 4807 nucleotides long. It is a transcript of the gene sema6bb, whose product is annotated as sema domain, transmembrane domain (TM), and cytoplasmic domain, (semaphorin) 6Bb. Gene Ontology annotation, biological process: negative chemotaxis; axon guidance; negative regulation of axon extension involved in axon guidance. The record is from RefSeq and is a predicted model, not a curated record. NCBI's taxonomy places the organism in Eukaryota, Metazoa, Chordata, Actinopteri, Osteoglossiformes, Mormyridae. Gene Ontology annotation, molecular function: semaphorin receptor binding; chemorepellent activity. The coding region runs from base 837 to 3458 and encodes 873 amino acids. The transcript is spliced from 17 exons.